Coturnix japonica (Japanese quail) is the source of this 7252-nucleotide messenger RNA. RefSeq names its product leucine rich repeat kinase 1 (gene LRRK1). Gene Ontology annotation, molecular function: protein binding; protein kinase activity; ATP binding. Gene Ontology annotation, cellular component: cytoplasm. The record is from RefSeq and is a predicted model, not a curated record. Gene Ontology annotation, biological process: protein phosphorylation. NCBI's taxonomy places the organism in Eukaryota, Metazoa, Chordata, Aves, Galliformes, Phasianidae.
UCUGCUGUCAGCUUCAGGGACUGCAGUGAUUUACUGCUGGGGCGGAUGGGGAGCUCUGCGUUUAUGUAAUAUAAUAGAUCCGUGGGUGGAAAUGUCUCUGUAGGAAGGGGCAGAUGCUUCAGGUUGUUUCCUUUUUGUUACUUUUUAUUUUUUUCCUUUUUCCUUUAAUUUUUGCCCUAUUUUUCUCCCUGGAACCCUCAGUUCCCGGGCACUGCUGCCCUUCUCUGAGCCAAAACCCAGCUAUGUUUCUGCACUGAGGAACAGCCUUCUGUUCAUUGUCUUAACGGUGUUCCCCCCUUGCAACAAAUGCUUCAUCGGGAGGCAGCAUCUGCGUGCUGCGUGUGGGAUGAAGGUGUGUUUGACGCUUUGUACUGAGUAAGCAGCUUCCAUAGGAGCUCAUGUAUUUGCAGCCCUAUUUCGGCUUUUAUCGGCAACGAUGAAGCAAGACCUGAUACUUGAUUCAGAGUCCUCCUCCUCUUGCUUGAAGACAUUCCUCACCAGCGUCACAGGGAGCUCUGGGAACCCUUCCCUUCCUCCGAACUGUGGGCAUGGGUGGCAAACAGUCCACAGUCGGCGAGGUCUCCAUAAAUCAGACACCUGUGACAGAGAGCAUUCAGGCUGCUUACAAAGCUGGAGACGCCGCUAAAGCCCAAGAGCUGAUUAAGUUGUCAUGUGAGGAGGCUGCACUGCAGGUGGAAAAGUGUCAGCUUUUAGGUAUUGCAGCAGCAUAUGGAGAUCUGCAGGCAGUGAGGUAUUUACUGAAGGAAGCAUUAGUGGUGUUACCAACUGAACCUAAUGAUGACAACGCAGCUGUGGUGGCCACCUAUUUUGGACAUAGGGAUGUUGUGAAAGAACUGCUGGAUUCCCUGCGUGGUCCCAAUACUUGCCAACAGCUCCUGAACUGGAUGCUGGCCAUCGCCUGCCAGCAGGGACAUUUGGACAUAGUGAAACUCCUAAUUCGUGCAUACAGUGCUGACCCCGAGAGCUGUGCUGUCAGGAGGAAUGAGUUUCCAGUUCUUAUACGAUUGCCUCUGUAUGCUGCUAUAAAGGCAGGGAAUGAAGAUGUGGCUGUGUUCUUACUGCGGAAUGGGGCUUUCUUUUGUUCCUACAUCCUGAUGGACAGUCCUGAAUCCAGCAAGCACCUUCUGAGGAAGUACUUCAUUGAGACCAGCCCGCUACCAGGUAGUGCUCCAGCAAAAACAGCUUUGUGUGUGAACUGGUCAAACCUCAAACUGCCCUGGGUGGAUCUGGACUGGCUGAUUGAUAUCUCCUGUCAGAUAACAGAGCUUGAUCUGUCUGCCAACUGCCUCGUCUCCCUUCCAUCUGUGAUCCCAUGGGGCCUGAUGAACCUGAGGAAGCUCAGCCUGGCUGACAAUCAGCUGGCAGAGUUACCCAGCGUACAGUCAUCCGAUGAGAUUAUAUGUACAAGGUUACUUGAGGUCGAUGUAUCCAGCAACAAACUUUCUACUCUCCCUUCUGGAUUCCUACAUCUUAAAAACCUUAAAAAACUCAACGCUGCCAAAAACUAUAUGGAGAAGUUAUUUGACGAGGAAAACACAACUAAUUGGAUUGGCUUAAGGAAGCUGCAGGAGUUUGACGUCUCUGACAACAGGUUGGUGGAAGUUCCAACGGCUUUUCUAUACUGCUUCAAGUCCCUAAACAUACUGAAUGUUUCCCGAAAUCAGCUGAAAGUGUUUCCAGAUCCCUGGGCCUGCCCCUUGAAGUGUUGCAAAGCAUCCAGAAACUCACUGGAAUCCCUACCUGAUACAUUCACUGUGUUCUGGAAAAAUCACCUCCGAGAAGUGGAUUUUUCAGAGAAUUCACUUAAAGAAGUUCCACCGGGGCUCUUCCAGCUUGAAGCUUUGGUGUCCCUGAAGUUGCUGGGAAAUCACUUAACUGUGUUACCUUCGCAAGAUAAGUGGAAUUGCAAGCAGCUGAAAUCACUGGAUCUUUCAAAAAACCAGCUUGGGAAGAAUGACGAGGGAUAUAGAACAAAGCGGAUUCCCUUUUUCACCACGAGGAGCAGGGUGCGUGGAGGCCCAGAGGCAGGUCCUUUUGUGGAGUUCCCAGCAUUUCUGAGUGAUUCUCUGGAAGUCCUUUAUCUGAAUGACAAUCAGCUGGAGUCCGUCCCGCAGUCCGUUUGCCUUCUGAAAGGUUUAACAGAACUUUAUUUGGGAAAUAACCCUGGUAUCCGAGAGCUUCCUCCAGAACUUGGACAGCUGGCUAAUCUCUGGCAGCUGGAUAUCGAGGAACUAAGUAUCAGCAAUGUUCCUGCAGAGAUCAGAAAGGAGGGCCCUAAAACAGUGCUGGCGUACCUACGAGCACAGCUGCGCAAAGCAGAGAAGUGUAAGCUGAUGAAGAUGAUCGUCAUUGGUCCUCCACGGCAGGGAAAGUCAACUCUGGUUGAGAUCCUCCAGACAGGAAAAGUCCCUCAGAUGAUGCACAGUGACGCCACUAUACGUACAACAAAAUGGGAGCUACCCAAGCCAGUGGGACACAAGGCAAAGGUUGAUUCAGUGGAGUUCAAUGUCUGGGAUAUCGGAGGCCCGGCGAGCAUGUCUACAGUCAAUCAGUGUUUCUUCACAGACAAAGCAUUGUAUAUAGUUGUAUGGAACUUGGCACUGGGGGAAGAAGCUGUGGCAAACUUACAGUUCUGGUUGCUGAAUAUUGAGGCCAAAGCUCCAAAUUCAGCAGUGUUAGUGGUAGGAACACACCUUGAUUUAAUUGAAACCAAAUUCCGUGUCGAGAGGAUAGCAACGCUGAGGGCUUAUGUCCUGGCUCUCUGUCGCUCUCCAUCUGGAUCCAGAGCAACUGGUUUCCCAGAUAUCACAUUCAAGCACCUGCAUGAGCUCUCAUGUAAGACUUUGGAAGGCCUCGAUGGACUCCGACAGCUGAUUUUCCAUGUCACUUGCAACAUGAAGGACGUUGGCAGCUCAAUUUGCUCGCAGAAACUUGCCGGGAGAUUGAUUCCAAGGAGUUACCUUAGUCUUCAAGAAGCCGUCCUUGCAGAACAGCAUAAAAGAAAUCAGAAUGAUGAUGUGCAGUAUUUAACAGACAGACAGAUAGAGCUGAUCAUUGAGCAAACCCCUGGAAACGAUAUCAAAGAUUAUGAGGACUUACAGACUGCAAUUAAUUUCCUCAUAGAAACAGGUACACUACUGCAUUUCCCAGACACAAGCCACGGCCUGAGAAAUCUCUAUUUCCUUGACCCCGUCUGGCUCUCUGAGUGUCUGCAGAGGAUUUUCAACAUCAAGAGCUCCAAGUCUGUAGCUAAAAACGGAGUCAUCAGAGCUGAGGAUCUCAGGAUGCUGCUAGUUGGGACGGGCUUCACUGAACAAACUGAAGAGCAGUACUUCCAGUUCUUGGCCAAGUUUGAAAUUGCCCUGCCAGUAGCCAAUAACAGCUACCUCCUCCCUCAUCUGCUACCUACCAAACCAGCGUUAGAUAUCCAUGGGUUCUGCCACCAGACCACAAACACCAUCCAAAGGGUCUUCAAGAUGAGUUUUGUCCCAGUUGGCUUCUGGCAAAGAUUCAUUGCACGAAUGUUAAUUAGCCUGGCAGAGAUGGACCUCCAGCUGUUUGAAAACAAGAAGAACACCAAGACAAGAAACAAAAAGGUGACCAUCUACAGCUUCACAGGCACCCAAAGAAACCGCUGCAGCACGUUCCGAGUCAAAAGGACUCACACUGUUUACUGGCAGGAAGGUCUGUUCGUUACCUUUGAUGGAGGCUAUCUUAGUGUUGAGUCUUCUGAUGUCAACUGGAAAAAGAAAAAAAGUGGGGGAAUUAAAAUCAUUUGCCAGUCAGAAGCGAGAGACUUUUCAGCCAUGGCGUUCAUCACUGACCAUGUCAACUCUUUGAUAGACCAGUGGUUUCCUGCACUCACAGCCACUGAGAGCGACGGUACAUUGCUGAUGGAGCAGUAUGUGCCCUGCCACAUCUGUGCUGCUUCCAGGCUGGAGGAUGAGUGUGGCGAGAAGGCAGAGGAUGCACAGUACUUCAACAUGGAGGACUGUGUGCUGACUGCCAUCGAACUGGACUACAUCACAUGCCCUAACCACCCCGACAUCCCUGUUUCUCUCCAAGAGCUGGUCCCAGAGCUCUUCAUGACAGAUUUUCCUGCCAGAUUGUUCUUGGAAAACAGCAAACUGGAAUGUAGUGAAAAUGAAAACAACGUUCUUGGCCAGGGUGGAAGUGGGACCGUUAUAUAUCGGGCACGAUACCAAGGAAAACCAGUGGCUGUGAAGAGAUUUCAGAUCAAAAAAUGCAGUGGUUCUCCCACUUCAGCUGCAGAUACCAUGCUGAAACACCUGAGGGCCAUGGAUGCCAUGAAGAACUUCUCUGAGUUCCGCCAGGAAGCCAGCAUGCUCCACUCGCUGCAGCACCCCUGCAUUGUCUCCCUCAUUGGCAUCAGCAUCCACCCACUCUGCUUUGCACUGGAGCUGGCCCCUCUGGGCAGCCUCACCACUGUCUUAUCUGAAAACUCCAAAGGGUCUUCCUUUGUGCCACUGGGACACAUGCUGACACACAAAAUAGCCUAUCAGAUUGUCACCGGCCUUGCCUACCUGCACAAGAAGAACAUCAUCUUUUGUGACCUGAAGUCAGACAAUAUCUUGGUGUGGUCCCUGGAUGUCAAGGAGCACGUCAAUAUCAAGCUGUCUGACUACGGGAUCUCCCGGCAGUCGUUCCAUGAAGGAGCACUCGGGGUGGAAGGCACACCAGGCUAUCAAGCCCCUGAGAUCAGACCUCGCAUAGUCUAUGAUGAGAAGGUUGACAUGUUCUCCUAUGGAAUGGUGCUGUACGAGUUGCUGUCUGGUCAGCGGCCUGUGCUGGGGCAGCACCAACUGCAGAUAGCAAAGAAGCUGUCAAAAGGAAUCCGUCCCGUUCUUGGUCAGCCAGAAGAGGUGCAGCUGUAUAGGAUGCAGGCACUCAUGAUGGAGUGCUGGGACACUAAGCCAGAAAAGCGUCCGCUGGCCAUGUCUGUGGUAGGACAGAUGAAAGAUCCCACCUUCGCAACAUUCAUGUACCUGCUGCCCUGUGGGAAGCAGUCUUCUUUCUUCUGCUCCCAAGGACAGGAAUACACUGUGGUUUUCUGGGAUGGGAAGGAAGACACCAGAAACUACACGGUGGUGAAUCCAGAAAAAGGGGUCAUAGAAGUGGAGAGGAUGAGCUGCCCCGGCAUGAAGCUGUGCUGCCAGCUGAAAUUUCAGAACACACUCUGGGCUGCUACGGAGGACCAGAAGAUCUCAGUGUACAGGCUGCAGGGCAUGUGUCCUCUGAAGGCCCCGCAGAAGGGUUUGGACUCUCCUGCUGCUGUCAGCUGCUUCCUGGUGAUUCCUGUUAUCAAAAAGAACUCGUACAUGGUGCUGGCCGGCCUGUCAGAUGGACUCGUAGCCGUGUUCUCAGUGGCCCAGGGCAUCCCAGCAGACAGCUGCUCCUACCUGUGCUCUCACACAGCCAACAGGUCCAAAUUCAACAUUCCUGAUGAUGACCCGCGGCAGAACCCGUAUCCAGUGAGAGCUAUGGAGAUCACCAACAGCGGCACGGAGGUGUGGUACAGCAACGGCCCCGGCAUCCUCGUCAUCGACUGCACCACGAUGGAGAUCAGCAGGAGGCUGGAGCCCUUCAGCCCACCCUCUGCCAUCUCAUCCAUUGCCUGCAACUCAGAGUGCCAUGGGGAGGAGGUGGUGUGGUGUCUGGAUGAGAAAAGCAACUUCUUGGUGAUGUACCACGCCGCCACCUACCAGCUCUGUGCACGCUACUUCUGCGGGGACUGCAGCCCCCUCCGAGACAUGUUUGCCAUCCAGCAGCCUGCCACAGCCAUCCCUGCUACUGCUCCUAUCAACCCCAGGACGCUGGAGGGGAACUCGCUGAUGGACAUGAGCAUCAUCUACAGCCCCGAGGUUGGCACCCAGAUCCUCAACCACCAGGACUCACUCACAGACUAUUGCUCCGUGUCCUCCUACUCCUCCUCACCUCCCAACAGGUUAACCCGCUGUCCCUCCAGCCUGCCCAGCUCUCCCACCAGCUCUUCCAGUGCUCCACUCUCUACAGAUUUCGAGGAGUCGGGCAAGUUUCAUGAACUGAAGCCUUCCCCAGAUCACGACGCUGUACCUAUGGGUGACAACUCACAGCAUCUCCAAGCCGUCAAGAUUCUGCCUGUGAAAGACCUCAUAUGGAUCCCCAGGAGAGGAGGGGAUAUCAUCGUGAUUGGACUGGAGAAGGAAUCGGGCAUGCAGCGGGGCCGAGUGAUCGCCGUGCUGAAGGCCGGGGAGCUGGCUCCCUAUGGGACGCUGGUGGAUGCUGCUCUCGUAGCAAAGGACACGGUUGUGUGCUGCUUUCAGAAUGAAAACACCGAGUGGUGCCUGGCUGUCUGGAGGGGCUGGAGUGCCAGAGACUUUGACGUUUUCUACCAGGCCUACGAAGAGCUGGGACGGCUUGAAACUUGCAUGAGGAAGAGGAGGUAGUGCUCGUGGCACUGGAAACCGAGGGCUGAUGGAAGAGGGGAAGCGUCCUGCCCUGAGCAUGCAGCCCCACACGGGGAGGGGAUGGGGUGCACAGGGACAGUGUACCACUGUUUGCUGCUAAGGAGCUGCAUGGGGUUUUGGCAGCAGAGCCCAGCAGGGCUCUGGGGGCAGCCCAGCAGGGGCAGGAUAUGGGCGCUGGGCGCUCUCUGUGCAGCUGAGUGCAGGAGGUGGCUGCAGCUCGGGGAGUGAGCGAGCUAUUGAAUUGCACUCCUGCAAAGUCAGUUGUAAAAUAGAGCUGAUACAAAGCAAAGCCACUUGGGCUGACAGCUACUUCCUGAUGGGAGAGAAGGGAGAGCUCUGUGACCAGGGAAGCCCAUAAGCUGCCUUUGUUCUGCUCCUCUUUCUCUGGGUAACUACACUCUGGAGUAUCAGGAGCACAAUAAGUUUCAUUUGCCUGUGUAUCUGCUCAGCUUCCGCCGCCGCAGCUUUUAGUUUGUCUUCAUUAGUGGCCCAGGAUGCUUUAUGGGCUCUGAGUUGCACUUCCUAAUUCCGAGCAUGUACAGCGCUGUAAAAGGAGCCUGGCUCCGUGCCCUGUGUAAAGGUGUACAGUUUGGACAUUUUGUUGUUUUUCUAUUCCAAGAAACUUCUGUGAGCAUCGGCUGCGCGGGCCGAGGCCGUGCGGGCAGGUCUGGUUCAUGUCCCUGUUGCAGGCUGCUACGACACACUUUGUCUCUAAAGAGGGGUGUCUUCAAAUAAACAGAUUCCUCCCUGCCUUGGCACUGUGA